AUGGAGGACAGUUUAAGUGGUCAAAACCUGGAAUGGGUGAAGCAGUUCUUCCUCGACUACGGCCUGCUACGAGUGCGUGAGCGAUACGUGAUGAUGCAGGACUCGCUGUCCGCCUUUUACGAUGCCCUGUGCGUACCCAUGAGCUACGAGGAGGAGAAAGUUGUGCCAGAACCAGGGUUAUGUCAAUCCAGGCCAAGUGAACUGCACUGCACCGGUGAAGUAGGAAAGUCGAAAGCAGGAAUUGCCACACAGAGGGAGAGGACCAGGAGGCUGCACCUCAAGGAUGUGGCUAAUUACGUGCAUCUUCCCAUAACGGAGGCUGCCAAGGAGCUACAAAUAUGCCCCACAGCCCUCAAGAAAGUGUGCCGCAAGCAUGGGAUGCUUCGGUGGCCGUAUCGCAAGAUUAAGAGCAUAGACAGGACCAUCUCAAAUUUGCAGAGGGAGCUGCGGUCUGGAACUGCAGAAGGAGCUACAGAAGUUGAAGCUAGGAUCGAGAGACUUGUGGCUCAAAGAGCCAGAAUAUGUGCAGGCCUUCCACCAUAA
Molecule: messenger RNA, 543 nt
Organism: Musa acuminata AAA Group (dessert banana)
Lineage: Eukaryota; Viridiplantae; Streptophyta; Magnoliopsida; Zingiberales; Musaceae
Product: protein RKD5-like
Exons: 4
Coding region: 1-543 (180 amino acids)
Molecular function (GO): DNA-binding transcription factor activity
Source: RefSeq, a predicted model, not a curated record